GGAAGGGGAGGGCUGUGCGUGGGGGGAGGAUAUAUAUGCUGGUGUGGCUGACACAGAGGAACAAACCUCACAUCUGAGAGAGCCCUGGUGACGGACAGGACAGCGUCAGCCUCUUGCUUCCCACGGCUGCACCAUGAAAAUCCUGUUUUGUGAUGUCCUGCUGCUCAGCCUGCUCUCCAGCGUGUUCAGCAGCUGUCCCGAGGACUGCCUCACCUGCCAGGAGAGGCUCCACCCGGCUCCGGGCAGCUUCAACCUGAAGCUGUGCAUCCUCCAGUGUGAAGAGAAGGUCUUCCCCCGCCCUCUCUGGACUCUUUGCACCAAAGCCAUGGCCAGUGACUCUGAGCAGCUCAGCCCUGCUGAUCCAGAGCUCGCGUCCGCUGCUCUUUACCAGUCGAAAGCCUCGGAGAUGCAGCACCUGAAGAGAAUGCCGCGUGUCAGGAGUGUGGUGCAAGCCCGAGACGCAGAGCCUGAGGCAGAUGCAGAGCCUGUCGCAGAUGAGGCCGAUGAGGUGGAGCAGAAGCAGCUGCAGAAAAGGUUUGGGGGCUUCACUGGGGCCCGGAAGUCAGCCCGGAAGUUGGCCAACCAGAAGCGGUUCAGUGAGUUUAUGAGGCAGUACCUGGUCCUGAGCAUGCAGUCAAGCCAACGCCGGCGCACUCUGCACCAGAAUGGUAAUGUGUAGCCAGAAGGAGCCCCUCCCAGCUGCACCGGCCACUGCAACCCAUGAGCAUCCAGGUGAGCCCCCGUACAGCAUGUGUCCACACCAAGACCUGCAGGCCGGGAGCCAGGAUCCCUCCUUCCCCGAGGCACUGAGCACCCACGGCACCUCCCUGCCCAGUUUUGCCCCUCCCCAUGGCAUGCCUCACCACGAUCCUGUUGCUACAUCAGAGUGUAUUUUUGUAAUUCCUCCAGCUAACAUUUUAAUGGCCCCAUCUUCUCGCUCAUCCUCUGCCCUCUCGUAGGGGCCAGGCGAGAGGAACAUGAAAUCAGACCUGGGGUUUUGCCUCACCACUGCCAUAACUGGUUUGUAAAGGAGCUGUUCUUUUUGACUGAUCGUUUGAAACAACUUUCUCCAUUAAACUUCUACUGAGCAAAAUGGUUAAUAAA
Rattus rattus (black rat) is the source of this 1104-nucleotide messenger RNA. It is a transcript of the gene Pnoc, whose product is annotated as prepronociceptin. The coding region runs from base 134 to 679 and encodes 181 amino acids. Gene Ontology annotation, cellular component: neuronal cell body; plasma membrane; axon terminus. The transcript has 4 exons. The record is from RefSeq and is a predicted model, not a curated record. Lineage: Eukaryota; Metazoa; Chordata; Mammalia; Rodentia; Muridae. Gene Ontology annotation, molecular function: opioid receptor binding. Gene Ontology annotation, biological process: chemical synaptic transmission; sensory perception; neuropeptide signaling pathway.